Daucus carota subsp. sativus is the source of this 1704-nucleotide messenger RNA. Its product is annotated as cytochrome P450 CYP736A12. Gene Ontology annotation, molecular function: heme binding; iron ion binding; oxidoreductase activity, acting on paired donors, with incorporation or reduction of molecular oxygen. Lineage: Eukaryota; Viridiplantae; Streptophyta; Magnoliopsida; Apiales; Apiaceae. The transcript is spliced from 2 exons. The record is from RefSeq and is a predicted model, not a curated record. The coding region runs from base 16 to 1596 and encodes 526 amino acids.
UAUAUAUGAGGCCAUAUGGGUAGAGUGGAUACCAUUCUAGUAGAGCUGCCAGUCGUCCACUCUAAAAAGGAAAAAAUAAUGUCACCUGCAGAUUUUGUUAUUUUUGGGGUACUUGUCGGAGCCCUAUGGCAGUUUAUUCAUCUGUACCGAGCCCUGUUUUCCAACAAGACGCAGCACAAGCCACCACCAGGUCCCCCUGGUUUACCCUUGAUCGGUCACUUCCACAUGUUAGGAAAACUCCCCCACCGCACCCUCUACAAGCUGUCCCAAAAAUAUGGCCCCAUAAUGUCGAUUCGCCUUGGUUCGGUCCCAACCGUUAUCGUAUCAUCCCCUGCUGCAGCCGAGCUCUUCUUCAAGACCCAUGACAGCGUCUUCGCUAGCCGUCCCGCGUCUCAGGUGGCAGAUUACUUGUUUUAUGGAACCAAAGGCAUUGGGUUUACCAAGUAUGGCGCGUACUGGCGUAACGCGAGGAAGUUUUGCACGGUGGAGCUUCUUAAUGCGGAGAAGGUUAAGUCCAUGGCGGGGAUGAGAAGGGAGGAUAUGAUGCUGCUUGUGGAGUCCCUGAAACAAGCUGCGGCUGCGAGUGAGGUGGUUGAUAUUAGCGACAAGGCGUGUCAUCUGAUUGAGGCGAUGACAUGUAGAAUGUUGUUUGGAAAAAGCAGAGAUGAGAAGUUCGACUUGAGUGCCAUAGUGCAUCAUAUGGCAGAGGAUUUGGGAGCGUUCAAUAUUUCGGAUUAUAUCCCAUUUUUACGCCCACUUAAUCUACAGGGAUUGACAAGACGGUUUAAAGUUACUAGCGAAGCUGUAGACAAAAUACUAGAAACUAUAAUCGAUGAUCAUGAGAAAGAUGCAGCUAAUGGCUACAAGAAUAAUGACAGGGAUUUUGUUGAUGUAAUUCUCGCUUCAAAAAUGGAUCCUGUGGGUACUCAUGAGCAAUUAGCCCGAAACAUUGAUCGAUCACAUAUUAAAGCAAUCGUGCUGGACUUGAUUUUCGGAGCAAUAGAUGCAUCCCCUACUGCAAUUGAAUGGACCAUGUCAGAACUGAUCAGACAUCCGAGGGUGAUGAAACUCCUACAAGAAGAGAUUAAAAAUAUCACAGAGGAUUGUGAAUUUGUGGAAGAGUCGCAUCUGUCAAAACUAGAAUACCUAGAUAUGGUAGUCAAGGAAAGCAUGAGGUUGCAUCCGGUGACACCAAUAAUAGCUCCUCAUGAGUCGAUGGAGGACAUUGUGAUCGACGGAUAUCACAUACCCAAGAAAUCACGAAUCAUUGUCAACAGUUGGGCGCUAGGACGAGAUCCAAGAUUUUGGUCUGAAAAUGUCGAAGAAUUUGUUCCGGAGAGAUUUGAAGGUAGUAACAUAGAUCUUCUGGGACAAAGUUUUCAUAUUCUACCGUUUAGUUCUGGCAGAAGAGGUUGUCCUGGAAAACACUGGGGGCUGCUAACUAUAAAAUUGGUGGUAGCUCAGUUGGUACGCAGCUUCGACUGGGAACUACCUUUGGGCAUGUCACCUGAUGAGUUGCCUAUGGAUGAAGUUUUUGGUCUGUGUGUACCAAGAGCAAGUCAUCUCCUUGCCAUACCAAGAAUCCACUUACCAUAAAUUUAACAUGAAGAUUUGCCUGUGUCUUUAGGGCAUCUCGGACUGCUAAUCUUUGGAUGUAAAUAUUGUCAGAUCAUGAACAUAGCUAAAAUGUUAUUUUCUCUCUUA